This is a messenger RNA of Scylla paramamosain (green mud crab), 2884 nucleotides long. RefSeq lists its product as uncharacterized. Lineage: Eukaryota; Metazoa; Arthropoda; Malacostraca; Decapoda; Portunidae. The transcript is spliced from 3 exons. The record is from RefSeq and is a predicted model, not a curated record. The coding region runs from base 683 to 1945 and encodes 420 amino acids.
CGGGCAGAUCUGAGUGGACUGCUGAGGCGACAGGUCUCGUGGCUGCAGUGCUCAGUGACACCGCCAGCACCUCAGUGGACACGUUUUCCAGUAUAAGCACAAGCGUGUCACUCUGUGUGUCGAUCUCCAAGAAUCAUACAAAGUUUCGGACUUCUAACAUCACAAGCAGAGGCAAGACGUUCCUGGAGAUCGGUAGCACGAAUAGCGUGACCGGUGAUGAGCAGUGCAAUUCUAAGUGAAACUGAACAAUCAACUCUCCCUGAGUGUGGUUGUGAGGUGCAGACACACAGCGUAAGGCGUGGGAGCCGCGCGGCUGAUUGACUGACUUCUGACCUCUGCCCAAGCUGACGGCGGCGUUGCUUUUGGAUAAAAAACUGCUCAAGGUUGCCUCCACCACCACCACUGCUUCACUCAGGGUGGCUCAGCUACAGUGCUUGACUCGCCGUGCUCCUCCAUGUUUGCUUCAGAGAGAAGAAACUACGGCGUGCUUCUAUUAGGCAUCGUGAGUGAUUAGUCGAGUGUUAUUUAUCCUGCGACGGGUUGACCGGGGAUACACACUCACUGGCCUCGUUGACGCCACUCCACAGCGUCACUCAAGGCAGCCACUCCUGCAGUGCGGCGCGUGGCCCAGAGAAAUGUAAGACGACUGUUGAAGUAAUAUUCUCUGACUUGAGGAAGUGCUAUGGAAAAUUUCCUUAGAUAUCGCCUCAUCGAGGACGUGUACGAGGACGAGGACGAGGACGAUUACGAGGACGAGGACGAGAAUGUCCUUCUACAGCUCUUCGCAUCUCUUCGACCCAAGCUGAGUCCUGCAUCCGGGACGCAAGUGAUCACACUGACUAAUCCUGCAACGGCAGUAGCGACCAGGCCCGCGUCGGCAGCAGUGACUGGUCCCGCGGCGGCAACAGUGAGUAACCCCAACGCCUCACGUGACGCGAGGAUGAUGUUCAUCCGCCCGUUUAGUGGAGAGGACGAAGAUUACGGGGCAUUUCAGUUUAUUACUCUCUGUGAAGGUGUGAUGAACAUCUAUGACAUUUAUGGACACGCUGACAGAAUAUCCUUUGUCCGCUCACGGCUACAGCCUGGAUCCAGGGCGUGCUGCGUCAUGCAGGGCGCUGCCUUCUCAGUCACAAUAAUCCAGCAGGAUUACGACAAAUUCAGACAGAAUUUCCUAAAUGUAUUCAGUAGCGGUGCAACAACCCUGGUGGUGAAGCAGACGAUGGCGGUGGUGGAGUCAGUGACUCACAAUCUGGGGAGGAAAGACGUGUGGGAGGCGUCACUGCCUGCUAACAUCCUGGCCGAGAGCUGCCUGAGGAUUCUCCAUCAGGCAGGCUGGUGCUCAGGUGCUUACAUUACCACUGACAAUGUGACGAAAUUUUUGGGACUGUUAGUGUACAUGCUUCACGUCCAGCCACGUAUUCGCCUCGCUGCACUGUCCAUUCCAUUCCACCCCUCAGAACACCUGGAUGAUUUCGUGUAUGCUCUGGAUGACAAGCUGAGGGAGAUGGGACGCGCUGCUGCUGCAGUGAACUCUGCGGAUUCAAACACUAACUUUACGGAGGCAGCAUCCCAGCCUUCAGAUUCAGUACCGGUUGCUACACAGGCAGCAGUGUGUUCCUACUGUCACAAGGCAGGGCAUAAGGAAAGCAAAUGUUUUCGUAAGCGUGCAGACUCACGGAAGAAAACAUCUGGGGGCGAAUGUCUCCCUAAAUUUACUUCAGUCCCGAAGGAACGUCCCUCCGUGAGACCUAAGGCUGCCUUCACCUCCCGAGCCAAGGGAAGUCCUACAAGGCCUGCUAAUCACGGAGGCUCCGGGAAAUGGGCGGCGCCGCAACACACACCAGUACUGCGCUGCGCGCUGCAUGGCGCAGGCAACCACUCCACGGAAAGAUGCUUUCAGAUAAAAAAUCUUAGGAAGAAAGUCAAACAAAAACAAUUUACUUGAGCAGCGACUAGUCAAGAGGAGUCUCGCUCCCUCUCGCACAGAAUGAGGGCUUCAUCAAACAAGCCACGCCAGUCUGUCCCGGUGCAGGCGCUGCCGAGUUAGGAAUCUUAGAAUUCAAUGUCCGUUCACUAUAUCAACAUGAUGAAACACGCUGACCAUCUUACUCAGCUGCUAAACAGCGCGACUACCUUCACUCAUUAUAUUAGACUUGACCACACAAUCGUACUCUGAGAAUCCUCGCUCACUUCAGUUCCAAGCACUAAGAAUUCACCGCGGGCUGGAAGGACUCCCUCACGAGCGACUGAGGCAUGUCAUUUUUUUUUUUUUUGGCCACACUUCAGUCAUGUCCUCCUCACCAUAAUUUUAAUUUUAAUUUCUUUCGGCUUUAGGAUGCUUUAGGAUCACACUCACCUCAGCAAAUUCGACAAGACCGCUUAUUGAGGGUCAAGAGGACACGCUGCCAGGCACACACUGCUGUAAUGCUGUCAGGUACACUGUGAGGCUGUCAGACACACGCUGCUGUGAGGCGGCUGGACACGUGUCGCGUGGCGUGGCUACAUGAGGCGCGUGGGAAGGCGGUGUUAGGGAUAAGAAAGCUGAUUGUAUUGCAUGUAUUGUUCCUCCUCGCAAGGCUGAGUGGAGCAGGGCGAGGCGCGGGACAAGCGGUGUGUUCUCCGUCUGUUCUGCUGAGGCCCAAUACACCGAGACAGGACAGGUGCUUUAACACCAAUACAAUUCCAUUAUCAUACGACAUAAUACAAUAUAAUACUUAGAUAACAAUAGUCUUAACAUAAUUUAUACGUACUACAAUGACAUAAGUUUCAACCAAGUAUAUAAUCAAAAUGAAACAGACUAAUAUUCAGGCAGACGCUGACACGAGGAAGCGUGAGAGCCGUCAAUAUGUAAACACACCUAACAAUAUAAGAAUACGUGCUUCAA